AUGAUUUAUAAGCGUGAAUAUGAAUUAUUGAAUGUCCUAGAUGGGUCUAUGGAAAAGGCGAAUUUCUUGGUUGCAAGUGAUGUUCAUGAUAAUAAAUCAUUGAUAAACCUUGAAAAUUUUGAAGAGACGACAUCUGAUAACCACCAAAUCAAUAGUAAGGGAAUUGUAGUUGAACAACCAAAAAUACAACCUUACGAAGCCGAAUUUGUUGAAUUCAGCGUUAAUAUAACGGAUUCGUAUACCCAGCUGAAAUCAAUGGAUGAACCUGAUCAAUUUUCCGUAACUGAAACAAAAAUGUCUCAAACCACGAAUGUUCCUAGCGACACAAUAUCAAUAUCUUUACUCGAUGAAAUUAACAGUGAUUUUACAGGACCAUCGAUAAUUCAACCAAAUGUCACCACAACUACCCUUUCCUUACUUAAUCAUACCGAGAAUUUAAGCGAAAAAGAUAUUAUAUUAAGUGAAUAUGAUGCUGAAGAUGAAGAAUCCGCAGGAGAUAACUUCUUUGCUUCAAUUGAUAGUAUGCGAUCGGAAUCAUCGACUUUUAAUGCAAAAAUUCCAGUUUCAAGCAAAAUAUUUCAGACUAAUUCACCAAUAAAUUUUAUUGAUCAAAACAAUUGCCCACCUCCUAGUGUUUGCAAGCCUAACUGUGGAAUUUAUAUUGACGAUAAUGGAUGUCAAACAUGUCAAUGUAUUUGGCUUUCUACGGAAUGUACUCAUAACUCGGAUUGCAACGAUAGCUUGAAAUACUGUGAUAUUGGUCGAUGCCAGUGUAAAAAAGAUAAUGAUGCAAUUGCUGAAAACAAUUCUACGGUUAAAACCGAAGCCAAUGAAAAUGAAAGUACGACUGCUUUUGGAACCACUUUCGAAACGUAUGACGCUAACUCGAAUAAUAGGAUUGGAAGAAAUUCAGUAAACCAAAUUUCAUCGAUGGAAAAAAUAUCUGAAGAGCAAUCGCCAUUUAGUACUGAUUUAACAUAUAAAUGA
Molecule: messenger RNA, 987 nt
Organism: Dracunculus medinensis (Guinea worm)
Lineage: Eukaryota; Metazoa; Nematoda; Chromadorea; Rhabditida; Dracunculidae
Source: the annotation of a GenBank genome assembly